This is a messenger RNA of Acomys russatus (golden spiny mouse), 2197 nucleotides long. It is a transcript of the gene Spsb1, whose product is annotated as splA/ryanodine receptor domain and SOCS box containing 1. The record is from RefSeq and is a predicted model, not a curated record. The coding region runs from base 783 to 1604 and encodes 273 amino acids. Gene Ontology annotation, cellular component: SCF ubiquitin ligase complex. Gene Ontology annotation, molecular function: protein binding. Gene Ontology annotation, biological process: proteasome-mediated ubiquitin-dependent protein catabolic process. Lineage: Eukaryota; Metazoa; Chordata; Mammalia; Rodentia; Muridae. The transcript has 3 exons.
GUCUGAUUCCUCUGUGUACCUGUUAAGUAAGUUCUCUGUACUGUCUGGUGCCAAUGACCUUGCCCUUGGGCCACGGGCUGCGUUCUAAUUAUAGUCACUGCCAGGUACUGUCAUCUACCAGUUUGAAGACUACUGGGUGUGGAGGUCCAGGCCCACCCAGCUCCUCUCCCGUGGCUCUACCUAGGGUACACAGGCUGCCCCAGCUCUGAGUGCUCACAAGGCUGCUUGCUGACUAAUUCUCUUUGCAAAGGGCUCGGUUUCACAUGUUUUUGCUUCCAGUAACCUUGUGGGUGGAUUUGUUUCACUAAAGGGGAAAACGAAACACAACAAAACAUGGAGGGGUUUUCUUUCCCAAGAAGGGGACUCGGUAAUUAGGGGUUCAGCACGUGCGGCUUGGGCAUCCUAGUGUGUUCUGCAGCCAGCAGGGCCUCUUGGCAGCCUGCUCCAGAGAGAAAUCGCUUAGUCAUAUAGAAGCGGACCCAGGUGUAGGAGAGCAGAGAGAUGGAGGGGCUGCUGGGGCACAAGAGGCCCUGCCCUGCUCAGGGAACCACAGCAGCUGGGUGCUGCUCCUUCUAGCUCAGCUCCGCCCUAAACUUGGCAGGAGGAGAGCUGGGCGAAGAGGAAGGUGGCAGGAAACACUGAGUGCUUCACAACCUUUGGAGAUCGGCUAGGAACCUUCCUUAGGGGUUGCUGCUGAGCCUGAUUAGAGCUGUUGGAGUCAGUGUCCCAAGAUUGAUGAGUUUGCCUUGGGAGUCAGGGAAAAGGUGAAAUCAAAGGCCAACAUGGGUCAGAAGGUCACGGGAGGCAUCAAGACUGUGGACAUGCGGGACGCCACCUACCGACCUCUCAAGCAGGAGCUCCAGGGCCUGGACUACUGCAAGCCCACCCGGCUGGACCUCCUGCUGGACAUGCCCCCCGUGCCCCACGACGUCCAGCUGCUCCACUCCUGGAACAAUAACGACCGUUCGCUCAAUGUCUUCGUGAAGGAAGAUGACAAGUUGACCUUUCACCGGCAUCCGGUGGCCCAGAGCACAGACGCUAUCAGGGCCAAAGUCGGGUACACACGUGGACUGCACGUGUGGCAGAUCACGUGGGCCAUGAGGCAGCGGGGCACGCAUGCCGUGGUGGGGGUAGCCACGGCGGAUGCCCCUUUGCACUCUGUUGGGUACACAACCCUCGUAGGGAAUAACUCUGAGUCCUGGGGCUGGGACCUGGGGCGUAACCGGCUCUACCAUGACGGCAAGAACCAGCCAAGUAGAACAUACCCAGCCUUUCUAGAGCCAGACGAGACAUUCAUCGUCCCUGACUCCUUCCUUGUGGCCCUGGACAUGGACGACGGGACUUUGAGUUUCAUUGUGGACGGACAGUACAUGGGAGUGGCUUUCCGGGGGCUCAAGGGCAAAAAGUUGUACCCCGUCGUGAGUGCCGUCUGGGGCCACUGUGAGAUCCGCAUGCGCUACUUGAACGGACUUGAUCCUGAGCCCCUGCCACUCAUGGACCUGUGCCGGCGUUCAGUGCGCCUAGCGCUCGGAAAGGAGCGCCUGGGUGCCAUCCCUGCUCUGCCGCUACCUGCCUCCCUCAAGGCCUACCUCCUCUACCAGUGACCCACGUCCCAGGACCGCCAUACGACAGCCACCUGGUGCCAACUCACUGAGCCGUCGGGGGUCCACCAACCCCUGUGUCUGGGAUGGAUGCCCACCCUCAGCCAUGGGCAGACGUGUCCUCUCAUCCUACCAGCUGCCUCCGCUGGGUGGACCGAUGCCAACGGACUUCUCCCUUCCCAGCACUGGCUGAAGCAACAACAUCCAGGCCCUUCCCUGAACCACCUGCAGAGAAUAAACUAUGAAAGCCUCUCUCAGGCGCCUGUCUCCUCUCAGGUGGAAUGGGUUGCUCCCCAGUUCCCUGCGGAGAGUCUACAGCCAGCUGGGGGUCCGGGAGGUGAGGCUAAUGGGAGAUGCCAGGGCUGAAGGGCAGAUUCCAAAAAGCAGGAAUGGCCGGACCAGGCCAUGCAGAUGAAGCUCAGGACAUCCCAUACCAUGGACGCUGAGACAAACCCCAGGUUGGGCCUCCCUUGGGCCAAUGAGCGCCAGCUUCCAUGCCAGCUGCCGGUGCUCCGUGCCCUGUAUUUAUUCUUUAAACAUUAACAAAAGGCCAUUUAUUUAUUCCACGUAGAAAGGAAACUUUCUUGGGCCACAUC